AGCUCAGUUUGAGAACUCUCCGAGCGCUGUGCCCGCGUCCUGACCCCGCAGCUCUCCGCCCCGCCGGGACUGGGCAAAGAUCCGGGGUGACAGUGGGCUGACGACGGCUCCAGGGACCCUUGGAGCAAAGUAAGGAGCGCACCGGACCACCAUGCCGCGUUCGUUCCUGGUCAAGAGCAAAAAGGCUCACAGUUAUCACCAGCCGCGCUCCCCGGGACCGGACUAUUCCCUCCGCCUGGAGAAUGUUCCGGCGCCGAGCCGAGCAGACAGCACCUUGAGCGCAGGCGGGGCGAAGGCGGAGUCCAGGGACCGUUCGUCCCCGGAGUCGCAGCUGACCGAGGCCCCCGACAGAGCCUCGGCCUCGCCAGGCAGCGGCGAGGGCAGCAUCUGCGACCGGAGCUCGGAGUUUGAGGAUUUCUGGAGGCCUCCUUCGCCUUCGGUGUCUCCAGCCUCGGAGAAGUCGGUGUGCCCGUCGCUGGACGAAGCCCAGCCCUUCCCCCUGUCCUUCAAGCCGUACUCCUGGAGCAGCCUGGCGAGCUCUGACCUGCGGCACCUGGUGCAGAGCUACCGGCCGUGCGCGGCCCUGGAGCGCGGCGGGCUGGGCCUCUUCUGCGAGCGCACCCCGGAGCCCGGCCACCCCGCCGCCCUGUACGGGCCCGAGCGGGCUGUGGGCGGCGCGGGGGCCGGGCGCCCGGGGGCGGCAGCGCGGGCGGCGGCGCCGCGGGCGGCCGGGCCUGGGCUCUACGGCGACUUCGGGCCCGCGGCCGCGGGGCUGUACGAGCGGCCGGCGGCGGCGGCCGGCGGGCUCUACCCGGAGCGCGGCCACGCGCUCCACGCGGACAAGGGCGCCGGCGUCAAGGUGGAGUCGGAGCUGCUGUGCACCCGCCUGCUGCUGGGCGGCGGCUCCUACAAGUGCAUCAAAUGCAGCAAGGUGUUCUCCACGCCGCACGGGCUCGAGGUGCACGUGCGCAGGUCCCACAGCGGCACCAGACCCUUCGCGUGCGAGAUGUGCGGCAAGACCUUCGGGCACGCGGUGAGCCUGGAGCAGCACAAAGCCGUGCACUCGCAGGAACGGAGUUUUGACUGUAAGAUCUGUGGCAAGAGCUUUAAAAGGUCCUCUACUCUGUCCACCCACUUGCUCAUCCACUCAGACACCCGGCCCUACCCCUGUCAGUACUGUGGCAAGAGGUUCCACCAGAAGUCAGACAUGAAGAAACACACCUUCAUUCACACUGGUGAAAAACCCCACAAGUGCCAGGUGUGUGGCAAAGCAUUCAGUCAGAGCUCCAACCUCAUCACCCACAGCCGUAAACACACAGGCUUCAAGCCCUUUGGCUGCGAUCUGUGUGGGAAGGGCUUCCAGAGGAAGGUGGACCUCAGACGGCACCGGGAGACACAGCAUGGGCUCAAAUGAGUGCCUUGCAGGGCCUCAAGCUGCGGCUACACAACACUACAGAGGGCAUCCACCCCACUUGCACCACCCACUUCAGUCUCUCAGGUCCCCUAUUUCAGUCUGCUGAUCCCUCUAGGGUGACACCCUCAUCUUCCUUCCUGGAACUGCCAGGGGGAUAAGUUACCUUUUCGAAGUUCAACCUGAAGUGGAAUCAAAUGACUCACUGGGAUUUGGAUACAUGGAAUAAUUUCCUGUACAUCUGAAGACUAGAAGUCAAGAGGGGAUCAGAAAAAAUCUUCCUAUUCCCCGCCUUGCUCCACAGACAGGAAAGUCCUUGAGGGUUUUUCCCUCCUCCUCCUCACCUACUCCAGGCACUUGUGUGGAAGAAGAGGAAUCGCCAUUUGCAAGGUAGACAGACUUAUGCUAAUGUUUUUAUCUAGAAUGAAGAAUGAGUGGGGUUUUUUUUGUUUUUGUUUUUUACUUCUGGGGAGUCUGUUGACCCUUUUCUGUUGGGUGCUACCUGUAAAUCUUGGAGAAAUCAUUUCUCCCGAGUGAAGACUGGUUCAGAAAUGUCAUUGGGGGGAGUUUUAUACUUUUGAAAAUACGUGCUACACCAUUGAGCCUGCCUCAAGAAAGAGCAGAAGAAAAAUGAACUUGGAGAUGAGCGAUCCGAGGUCUGUGAAAGCUUCUACAGAGGAGGUGGAAUCAGAAGGCAAUGCCUUGGAUGAGCUGUCAGCCAUUCCCUCAGUAGCUGUGUGAUGACCAUCAGCUACUAUGGUCCCAAGCCCCUGUGCUAGGUACAGGGAACCCCUACACCUCCUGCCCUUCAAAAGCUGACAGUUGUACCUCCAGUGGCUGGGUCUGUUCUUUCCCUUUAAGGAAACUCUGAGAAGACAAAAUGGGAAUCUCUCUUGAACAUUCCCUUCUCACCCAUUUGGAUUUUAUCAUGCCUGAACAAAAAAUAGCUGAACAGAUACUUCAAAGAUUCAUGUGUAUAUUCAGUGUUUUAUUAAGCUGAUAUUUUUAAGAUGUCUAAGUUAGCAGGCAAUUGUAUGAGGGAAAAUGUGGCAUUUUUACCAUAGUGAGGUUUGUAAAUGUUUUUAGAUCUUUGGGAGUGCAUUACGUUUGUUAAUACAUAUUUAUUAGAUUGAUGUUUUAAAUUAAUAAAGUAU
Talpa occidentalis (Iberian mole) is the source of this 2565-nucleotide messenger RNA. It is a transcript of the gene GFI1, whose product is annotated as growth factor independent 1 transcriptional repressor. Gene Ontology annotation, cellular component: nucleus. The record is from RefSeq and is a predicted model, not a curated record. Lineage: Eukaryota; Metazoa; Chordata; Mammalia; Eulipotyphla; Talpidae.